Salvia hispanica is the source of this 1389-nucleotide messenger RNA. RefSeq names its product malonyl-coenzyme:anthocyanin 5-O-glucoside-6'''-O-malonyltransferase-like. Lineage: Eukaryota; Viridiplantae; Streptophyta; Magnoliopsida; Lamiales; Lamiaceae. The record is from RefSeq and is a predicted model, not a curated record.
AUGACAACCGUGAUCGAAACCUGCCGUAUUCCGCCGCCACAAGGCGUCGCCGCCGAGCUGUUCCUCCCCCUCUCCUUCUUCGACAUGUCUUAUCUUGAUUCCAAUCCGAUGUACGUCCUCAACUUGUACAAUCAUCCAUGUUCCGAAGCUGAAUUCUCCAACACCAUUGUUCCGAACCUCAAACACUCUCUCUCUCUCACUCUCCAACACUAUCUCCCCGUCGCCGGAAAUCUCCUCUACCCUCUCCACACCGACACCGACGCCUCAAAGCCCGUUCUCCGCUACAUCUCCGGCGACACAGUAGCGCUCACUAUUGCCAUCUCCAGCCUUGACUUCAACGAUCUCGUCGCGAAUCACGCUAGAGAAGCGGACCAAUUCUACGACCUCGUGCAGCCGCGGGCGCCGCUGGCUGAGGAAGAGAAUUACAAAAUUGCCCCUGUGAUCUCACUCCAGGCGACUCUCUUUCCCGGCCGCGGAAUCUGCAUCGGUGUGAACUUCCACCACAGCCUCUGCGACUGGAGAUCCAUCGUCGGAUUCGUCAAGGCGUGGGCCAUGGUCAACAAAUCCGGCGACGACGAGGCUUUGGGCGAAUCUCCGCCGGUUUUUGAGAAACCGGACUCGGAAGCUUCAAGAAGAGUCCAUGGAAUAUUCUGGAAUGCAAUGAAGAAGAUUCCUUUCAAGACGGUGGUGCCUCUCCCACGGCCGACUAACAAAGUGAGAGCUUCAUUCAUCCUCCGCCAAUUCGACAUAAAAAACCUCAAGCAUCGGUUCUUAUCAGCGAGGCCGAGCCUAGACCGAGUCUCCACUUUCACGGUUGCGGCAGGGUACAUCUGGACCACGCUGGUGAAGUCCCACGGCAGCAGCGCGGAAGAUAAACACGAGGUGUUCUAUUUUCCGGCUGAUGCGAGAGGGCGGCAGAACGCGCUGUUCGAUCCGCCGGUUCCGGUGAAUUACUUCGGGAAUUGCUUGGGUGGUGGGUUGGUGAAAUUGGAGCAACGGAAACUGGCGGGGAAUGAUGGAUUUGUGGUGGCGGCGGAGGCGAUUGGUGAUGUGAUCAAAGCUAAAAUCUACGACGGAGAUGAGUUUCUUAAAAGGCCGGAAGAUCGGCUGGGGAAGAUAGAUGAGAGCGUGGUCGGAGUUUUGGCGGUGUAUGGUUCGAUCAAGUUUGAAUGUAAGGAGGCGGAUUUCGGAUGGGGGGUGGCAAGGAAGGUGGAGAUGCUGUCGUUGGACCGAGAGGUGUUGAUUGGGAUGUUGAUGAGUAACUCCGGCGACGGUGGUUUGGUUAUCGAUUUGUCGCUGCCCAAGGAGAGGAUGGAGUCUUUUGCUUCUAUAUUUCAAGAUGGCCUAACGGUGUUAGAGAAAAUAAUGGAUGUAAUCCACAAAACCUAA